Molecule: messenger RNA, 1098 nt
Organism: Ilex paraguariensis (yerba mate)
Lineage: Eukaryota; Viridiplantae; Streptophyta; Magnoliopsida; Aquifoliales; Aquifoliaceae
Source: the annotation of a GenBank genome assembly
AUGAGCAUUCUGUUUCUGGGAUUUGCAGAUUUGGGUGUCUCUGGCCGUGAACAUACAUUUCUCCAGCUUGGGAAUCUAAUUGCUGCAUUAUCCCUCAAUGGUAGCACAGAGGAUCUAGUCUUCCGAGAUGUCAACAGAUGCUCAGAAAAUUUGGUGGCCAUUUUUUCUGCUCAACAGCCAGGACCAUCAAGUUACAGCAAUAGCAUAUCUGCUUCUGAGGCUUGUUCAUCUUCUCCAAGACCUUGCAAUGCUAGUACAAGUCUUGGGAUCCAUGAAACAAGAAUGUCAUAUCUCAAGAGGCAGUUGCUUGCACCAGUGGAGCACAAUGCAUGGGUAUUGAAGCAAUACAUUGAGGAGCUGUACUGGGGGUCUGGCAAACGAGUGAUGCUGCUUGGUCACAGCAAGGGUGGGAUUGAUGCUGCUGCUGCUUUGUCUCUUUAUUGGUGUGACUUAGAGGACAAAGUUGCUGGAUUGGCGGUGGUGCAAUGCCCAUUCGGUGGCACUCCUGUAGCUUCUGAUAUUCUUCGUGAGGGCCAGAUAGCUGACAAGGAAACCCGGAGGAUCAUGGAGCUCAUUAUAUGCAAGCUCAUAAAGGGUGACAUGCGGGCAUUGGAGGACCUGACAUAUGAGAAACGGAAGAAAUUCAUUAUGACGCACAAGCUACCCCAAAAUAUUCCUCUUAUCUCCUUCCACUCUGAAGCGGGUGUAGCACCGGGUGUCAUUGCCACAUUGGCCCACAUUGCACACGCAGAACUUCCUUGGUUCCCUUUUCAUAGUCUUGGCAGUGAGGAGUCUGAAUUUGUUGUCCAAGGGGGGAGGAGGGUGCCAGUGGUGUUUCCUUUGUCUGCUGCAAUGGCUGUGUGUGCACUGCACCUGCGACUAAGGUAUGGCGAGAAGAGUGAUGGGAUGGUUACAUGCCGUGAUGCUGAAGUUCCAGGCUCGGUUGUCGUGAAACCAAAUUGGAAACUUGAUCAUGGAUGGAUGGUUUUCUCUUCGUGGAAGAACGAUCAAUGUGAGAAUGGUGCCUGUGAAAUUUCUGAGGCUCUGUUGACUCUGCUUGUGGAGCUUGGCAAGGGAAGGAAUGGAGAUAUAGGUUAG